Messenger RNA from Parastagonospora nodorum SN15, 1422 nucleotides. RefSeq lists its product as hypothetical. The record is from RefSeq and is a predicted model, not a curated record. Gene Ontology annotation, cellular component: plasma membrane. Gene Ontology annotation, molecular function: allantoate transmembrane transporter activity; dipeptide transmembrane transporter activity. The coding region runs from base 1 to 1422 and encodes 473 amino acids. Gene Ontology annotation, biological process: allantoate transport; tripeptide transport; dipeptide transport. NCBI's taxonomy places the organism in Eukaryota, Fungi, Ascomycota, Dothideomycetes, Pleosporales, Phaeosphaeriaceae. The transcript has 5 exons.
AUGGCGAGUGCAACUGAGACACCCAGAUCGCACGACAUGGAGAAAGAUACAUCCCUAGGCCUCAAGGGCAACAUCGGCGAGAAGCUGCAGAAACACUCGCACGAUGCGGAUGCGGCGAUGCAGGCGUUUGAAGGCAUGGAUGGGCAGGUCAUUGAGUUGACAGAGGAGAAGAGUAGGGCGUUGUUGAAGAAGAUUGAUAGGCAUUUGAUGCCGAUCAUGUGCAUCGUCUACGGGCUGAAUUAUCUCGACAAGACGACGCUGAGCUAUGCGAGUAUCAUGGGCUUGCGGUCGCCUCCGUCGGAUAAUAAGCUCAAGUCCGGCAUUGAUUUGCAAGGUGAUCAGUAUCAGUGGCUGGGCUCGAUGUUUUACUUUGGAUAUGUUGCUUGGGAGUAUCCGACGACGAGGCUUCUGCAAGUCCUGCCGCUGGGGAAGUAUUCGGCGUUCAAUAUCAUCAUGUGGGGUAUCGUGCUGUCCUGCUUCGCUGCGGUUGAGAAUUACGCUGGCGCGAUUGCCAUUCGCUUUUUCCUGGGUUUGUUUGAAUCUGCGGUCACGCCCGGGUUCGCACUGUUUACGAGCCAGUGGUACACGAAGAAAGAGCAGGGUGCGAGGACGGGCAUAUGGUUCUCCUUCAACGGCUUCGCUCAAAUCUUCGGUGGCUGUCUAGCCUACGGCAUUGCAGUCGGCUGCCGCAAAACAGGCACAACAAUCGAGCCCUGGAAAAUCGUCUUCCUUGCUACUGGUCUCCUGACCACUCUCUGCGGCAUCCUCUUCCUCUGGAUCGUGCCCGACAACCAGAUGAACUGCCGCUGGCUGAGCAAAGAAGACCGCAUCCUCGCCAUCGAGCGCAUCCGCAUGAACGGCCAAGGCGUAGGCAACAAGCACUUUAAAUUCUACCAGCUCAAAGAAGCGCUACUCGAUCCGUUGAGUUGGGCGUUUUUCUUCUACGCUUUGAUAGCCGCCAUACCCAAUGGUUCGGCACUCCUUUUCCAUUUGUCUGCUGAGUUGAGCGGCAUAUCAAACUUCUUCUCCCAACUCAUCGUGUCCUUUGGCUACACGCCCGAAGAAUCCCUUCUCUACGGCACACCCGGCGGCGCCGUCGAAGUCGUCUUCCUAAUCGCGUGCGGCUGGGCGGGCGACAAGUACGGCUACCGCAUCCUUAUAUCCACGACUGGGCUUUGCACCGGCAUUCUAGGCAUGGUUCUUAUUGUCGCCUUGCCGCUGGACAAUAACAGCGGGAGGCUGGCGGGGUACUACCUGACGCAGGCGAGUCCGACGCCGUUUGUUGCGCUACUGAGUUUGAUCUCGAGUAACGUUGCCGGGUACACGAAGAAGACUACGGUGGCGGCGAUGUAUUUGAUUGGGUAUUGUGUGGGGAAUAUCAUUGGUAUGCAUGCAUCUUCAAAAUUAGUUGACCUUUCCUGA